Messenger RNA from Drosophila mauritiana, 1822 nucleotides. RefSeq names its product cytochrome P450 4ae1 (gene Cyp4ae1). The record is from RefSeq and is a predicted model, not a curated record. Lineage: Eukaryota; Metazoa; Arthropoda; Insecta; Diptera; Drosophilidae. Gene Ontology annotation, molecular function: oxidoreductase activity, acting on paired donors, with incorporation or reduction of molecular oxygen; iron ion binding; monooxygenase activity. The transcript is spliced from 4 exons. Bases 111 to 1601 code for a protein of 496 amino acids.
GAAGUGCUUGGUAGGUAUAUAAAUAGGCAACACAUUUGUGGUGCUCCAGAUAAGAUUGCCAGCUACUCGAGAGCACAAGUGCUCCUUAAGACACGCUGCAGAACUUCAAGAUGUUGGUGGUUCUGCUGGUGGCCCUCCUGGUGACUCGCCUGGUCGUCUCGCUGUUCCGUUUGGCGCUAAAGGAGCUGCGCCAUCCUUUGCAAGGCGUUGUGCCAAGUGUUUCGAGAGUUCCUCUACUAGGAGCCGCCUGGCAAAUGCGGAGUUUUCAGCCAGACAACUUGCAUGAUAAGUUCGCCGAGUACGUUAAGCGUUUUGGUCGCAGUUUCAUGGGCACUGUCUUGGGCUAUGUGGUAAUGGUUACAGCGGAGCCCCGACAUGUCGAUGCACUGCUGCAAAGUCAGCACCAGUUGAAAAAGGGCACGAUGUACUUUGCCUUACGCGGUUGGCUGGGCGAUGGACUGCUGCUGAGUCGCGGAAAGGAGUGGCACACGAUGCGCAAGAUCAUUACGCCCACGUUUCACUUUAGCAUCCUGGAGCAGUUUGUCGAGGUCUUCGAUAGGCAGAGCAGCAUAUUAGUGGAGCGUUUGAGAACGCUGUCGCACGGCGACGAGGUCGUGAACAUCUAUCCCUUGGUGGGUUUGGCUGCCCUAGACAUCAUCACCGAAACUGCUAUGGGCGUAAGUGUGGGCGCUCAAGGAGCUGACUCUGAGGUGGUGCACGCUGUAAAAGAUCUAACCAACAUCUUGGCCACCAGGUUCAUGAGGCCGCAUCUCCUCUUUCCCCACCUCUUUCGCCUGUGCUGGCCCAGCGGAUUCAGGAAGCAACAAGCAGGCGUCAUCUGCCUGCAUGAGUUUACCAACGGAAUUAUAGAGCAGCGCCGCCGUUUACUGGCCAGGGAGGCUAAUCAAGAUAAGCCAACAAAGCGCCACGCCCUGCUGGACACGCUCCUCCGGGCAACUGUGGAUGGGCAACCAUUGACUGACAAGCAAAUUCGCGAUGAAGUGAACACUUUCAUCUUUGAGGGUCACGAUACGACGACUUCAGCGGUUUCCUUCUGUUUGUAUCUACUUUCCCGCCAUGAGCCAGUGCAGCAAAAGCUUGUUGAGGAACUGAGGACGCACUACGGCCAGGAUUUAUCCAGAGGCGUUAUUCUCUCGGAUUUAGCUGCGUUACCAUAUUUAAGCUGCGUGAUCAAAGAGUCCCUGCGUCUUUAUCCGCCUAUUCCGGCAGUCGCACGCUGCCUGGAAAAGGAUUUGCUUAUAGAUGAGGGCUACAUCCCCGUGGGAACCAAUGUGGUCGUACUUCUCUGGCAGCUCCUCCGGGAUGAAGCGAUCUAUACCGAUCCACUGCUCUUCCAGCCGGAGAGGCAUAUAGGAGAAGAGGCACUCAGACAAAGUCCCUACAGCUACAUACCUUUUUCCGCUGGGCCGAGGAACUGCAUUGGUCAAAAGUUUGCUCUUCUGGAGAUGAAAACCAUGGUGAUCAAGGUGAUACGCCACUACCAGCUGCUUCCAAUGGGAGCCGAUGUGGAGCCAUCCAUAAAAAUAGUGCUGCGCUCGAAAAGCGGGGUAAAUGUUGGACUGCGGUCGCGGUUGUAUUAAGAAUCUGGGAUUCAAUAAUAAAAACACACGAUUUUGGAUCAGCUGGCGCCAGACAGUUUGAAUCUGGCUAUCGCUAUCGAUAACAGCAAACAAUCAGCUGACGCAGUGAUGGGCAGGUGUAGUUUUUCACCGCCAAAAAGUGCUAGAAAUUAGUUCAAAUUUAAAUGUCUAAAACUAAUACCAGGAAUUCAAUAUAAAUAAAACUACCUAUACAUCACAUA